UAAAACAUGAAAAAGAAAGACCAUGCAAGAAGCGUUACUCUAAGUCUUGUAAACUUUAGUUCUAUGCCCAGAUGCUUACCAAAAUAUUAGAAUAAUAACAAAAACAAUGGAUAAAUGUGCUAAGGAAAACGUCAUGUAUGCAAGAAACAUUCUGAAGUCUUGACUUCUGUAACCCGAAACCAAAAAGCUACCUGCGCUAUGGAACCUGUGUUGGCUCGGGUAGCACAGACAGUAGUGCCCUGGGAUGCUGCCCCGCAUGCACAGGCUUCAGACAUAACCUUCUGCGGAAUAGGCGAUUGCAACUAUAACCACGAUCAUAGGAUGGGAAUGGAAAAUGAGGCUUGCAACGACGCGUGUGACGAUGCAGUUUGUCUUUUGGAGACAGACUUGGAUACUAAUUGUACGUUAAGAAGGCGGAAGUAUCCGAAACGAGUAGAGGUAUGCGUGGUAUUCUUGAAGGUCGGGGAGAUCGACACCAUUAAAGAACAAUUUAAUGCUGAUGUACUUGUCAAGGCAAGAUGGCGGGAACCAAGCAUGGACAAAUCCGAAAAAGAAGCCAAGGCCGCCAGGGAGCAGCAGCCGAGGCAAUCCACCAUGGACCCAGACAGCAUCUGGCAUCCUCGCCUCUUUAUAGAAAACACAAUAGGGGAGCCAAAAGAGAGUAUAUUCAGGAGUCCCAUGUGGAUGGAGAAUGGGGAAGCCUAUAUGACAGAAAAGAGGAGAGUCAAGGGCACGUUCCUUGAGAAUUUAGAGUUAAUGGACUUUCCAUUUGACGUGCAGGACUUGACUUGCACGGUAGCAUCUGACCGGCCACAAACAGAAGUCGAGCUCAUCAGCGACGCCAACGACAUCCAUCGAGUGAACAAACAGUCUUUCGUUGACGAACAAGAAUGGUCAUUAUACAAGCAUAUAGAGGCGGAACCUAAGGUUCUUACCUACGAACAUGCGGACCCAACAUUCCAGAGACAGGCUAUGUCGGUGAAGUGUAGGGCGGCGAGGAGGCCGGCAUAUUUCUUCUGGAAUAUUUUUCUCAUCACGUUUCUUAUAUGCUCUCUGUCAUUUGCGACGUUUUCCGUGAAACACACCCUCCCCCAGAACCGUCUCCAAUUAUCGUUCACUCUUAUCCUGACAUCAGUAGCAUUUAAAUUUAUCGUGAAUCAGAGUCUACCAAAAAUAUCAUAUCUAACGUAUCUGGAUAAAUACGUGUUGGCCUCAAUGAUCAUGUUGGCGAUAAUCUGCGUUUGGCACUGUCUUGUGACCGUCAUCGACGACAAUGCUCGCAGCCUCUCGCCAGAGAACCCCGAGGAGUUCAUGCAGAAAGUCGAGAAAGGGAUGGUUGGGUUUCUGCUUAGCUUCUAUAUUUUAUACAACGUAGCAUUUUCAAUUCGGAUAUACUUCAGCGCAUGUCGAAGACGACGGAUGAUGAAACAAAAAGACAAGGAAUAUAUGGAGAAAAUCGAAAAAUUAGAGCAAAAAGUGAAAAAGAAGAAGUUCUUCCGGCGGCAGUCAUCUCGAGAAGUCCCGCGAAACGAGCACGUGAUUGUAAACACGACAACUGACACAACGUGGCUGUAACUAUGGUGUAUCGUCAACCAGUAAGAUAGCAGUGUAUAACAUUGUGAUAAAACGUUGAUCAGAUAUACGCAAACUUCUAUCAGAAGAGCGUCAACCGUGAUUUGAAUAUCAUGAACUUAUUAAGCUUACUGGACAUGAUAGCCAGAUGGACUUUAUCUCAAUCUAAAUGGGCAUGAAAAAUAGGGACAGUGUUCCGUGUCCAUAUUUCAUGUAUAAUGGAACUUCAUUAGUAUUUUCCAAUUAGCGUUAAUUGUACCUUGCCUUUUCUAGAUGGUGGACUCUAUAUAUGAACAGAUUCUUGAGACUAACCGUCACAUACUGAAUAGAUUAGCAAGACAACAUGAUUGAAUAUGCACAUGACGCUUAUGAGUAGGAUUUUUUAAUCAGCCACCGAAAAUUUUAUCGGAAAUCUGCAAUUAUUGGUGCUUUGCCUGUUAGUUUCAUUGCUUUGCUUUCUGUAUGGAUGAUGGUAAGUUUAGGUAGACAUUGUGGAACGGGUCGAGGAGCAAAGUUCUUAUCUGUGAUGUAAUUGAUAUAUCUUGUUUGUUAUGAAGAGCGACAAGAGGAAGGUAGAGCUGCGCGCAGUUCUCAUUCAAGAAUGCAGAAUAACAUUUUUACAAUGGGAACGCACAGCACAUGGUGUCACACGAAAGACAAUAAGAUGAACAAGUUGAGUGGACUUCGAGGAAUGAAAUGCAAUGCGUUUGUGGCGGAAUGCAGACAACUGACUGGCGAGUGUGUCUUAUGCAAGGUGUCGAUUAUCAUUUGUGAUAGAGAUCAUGAAUGGUCCGGAACUCUUGAUGUAUUUGUCGAUAUUAAAUAUAGAGCUGAGCUUUUGGACCUUGGCACUUUUUUCCAAGGAGAAAAUAGAGUCGCUUUAAGCAUAUAGAAUCGAGCAUCUAGAAUAUAAAAACUAGAGUUGUGAACAAGAGGUAUACCGGCGUAGUCCUUCUGAUGUGACACCUGGUGUCAUCAUCUUACUGUGAAUUUGUGAUGUUAUAAUUCUUUCAGAACUAGGACUGGAUGAAUUACUACGCAGUCUCACAACUGACCAGAAAAUAGCUAUUCCGUCUAGCUUUUUCGAAGUUAAAGGGUUGUGGUUUUCAAACUAGAUAUCAUUAUGAUGCUGUGGUAAAUUCAAAUAAUGCAAACAAGCUUUAAUUUUCUAAAGAAUGCCACCCGAACUUAGUAGUGUAGAUUGUUAUUAACUGAAGUUAAGUUUUAUAAGUUUUUGUACAAAGUUGUAUAACAUGCUUGUUAUUUCACGACGCUGUAUGUUAAGGUGUUUAAAUGUCAUUUGAAUCAUGUAUCAAAAUCAAAUUUGA
Molecule: messenger RNA, 2900 nt
Organism: Lineus longissimus
Lineage: Eukaryota; Metazoa; Nemertea; Pilidiophora; Heteronemertea; Lineidae
Product: cys-loop ligand-gated ion channel-like
Exons: 8
Coding region: 199-1575 (458 amino acids)
Biological process (GO): chemical synaptic transmission; monoatomic ion transmembrane transport; nervous system process
Cellular component (GO): plasma membrane; synapse; neuron projection
Molecular function (GO): transmembrane signaling receptor activity; neurotransmitter receptor activity; extracellular ligand-gated monoatomic ion channel activity
Source: RefSeq, a predicted model, not a curated record